This is a messenger RNA of Colletotrichum truncatum, 642 nucleotides long. RefSeq lists its product as uncharacterized. Lineage: Eukaryota; Fungi; Ascomycota; Sordariomycetes; Glomerellales; Glomerellaceae. The record is from RefSeq and is a predicted model, not a curated record.
AUGAAACGAUCCGCGACACUACUUCUCACCUCUGUUGGCGCUUCUGUUGCUCAAAACAGCAACGGCACCAAGAUUGACGUCGUUGCCCCGUACUUGGGCAACUCAUCUUUCCACGCGUCCGUCAAAGAUGUCAGCGCCGAUAGGACUACGUACAUCUUGGGCUGUGAGGCGGCUACAGCGGUUGCUGGAUGUGUUGAUUCGGGCAAGGCCGUCGGGAACUUCAGUGGCCUGACCAUUAUCAACGCGCCUACUACCGUCGAGGUGCACCAUACAUACACCGACAAGGACGUUUCAGUUAGUUACGCAGGCUACACCACGGGAGAUAGCCUCAUAUACGACGAAUACCUCACAAGAGAGGGCACCCCUUACCAGUUGGCCUACUUCCAGAUGGCCAAGUCUGAUUUCACCGUCCACCUCACCGUGACCGCCGGCGCCGAGAAACUGGCGCAGCAGACGGCCAAGGCCACCGAGCCUGCUCAGGCGGGUGCGUCGGCAACGGUGGCCUCGCAGGCCUCGGCAACCAACGGCACGGCCAAGCCCACGUCCAUCUCCAUCCCCAACGCCGCCACGUCCCACGCCGCCCUAUCGAACGUCUUUGCGGGGUUUGCGGGUGCCGCUGUGGUCGCGGCCAUGCUUCUAUAA